This is a messenger RNA of Macadamia integrifolia, 1125 nucleotides long. Its product is annotated as photosystem II 22 kDa protein, chloroplastic. The transcript is spliced from 4 exons. The record is from RefSeq and is a predicted model, not a curated record. NCBI's taxonomy places the organism in Eukaryota, Viridiplantae, Streptophyta, Magnoliopsida, Proteales, Proteaceae. Bases 121 to 951 code for a protein of 276 amino acids.
CACUCACAUUUCUUCCUUUGAAGAAACAUUAAAAGAGAUUAUUUUCAUUCUUUAACAUUAUCAGAUAGACCACCAAGAAAGCUUCUCUUCUUCUUAAUAGAAGCUAAUAGCUAGCCCUCCAUGGCUCAAACUAUGAUGCUAAUGUCAGGUCUCACUGGUCGUGUGGUUGAUUUUAAGAGAGAUCCUUUACUACAAUUGCAAAUCCAAAGACUUCGUUCCAAGCAAUUCUCUCAUCUCUUGCUCUCUUCAAUUAGUCCUUCUUCAUCUUCUUCCUCUUCUACUACUUCAACUACUAUUAUUGCUCUCUUCAAAUCAAAAACCAAGGCACCAGCCAAGAAGGACCCAAAGCCAAAGCCAAAGCCGAAGGUUGAAGAUGGUUUAUUUGGGACAUCAGGAGGCAUUGGUUUUACUAAAGAGAAUGAACUAUUUGUGGGUCGUGUCGCCAUGAUUGGCUUCGCCGCAUCUUUGCUGGGAGAAGGAAUUACUGGGAAGGGAAUUCUAGCACAGUUGAACCUAGAAACUGGAGUUCCUAUUUAUGAAGCGGAGCCACUUCUGCUCUUCUUCAUCCUCUUUACCCUCCUUGGAGCAAUUGGAGCAUUAGGUGAUCGAGGUAAAUUUGUUGAUGACCCUCCCACUGGACUUGAAAAGGCUGUGAUCCCACCAGGAAGAGGUCUCAGAUCAGCUUUAGGCCUUAAAGAAGAAGGUCCUCUAUUCGGAUUUACAAAGGCGAACGAGCUUUUCGUAGGAAGAUUAGCUCAGUUGGGAUUUGCUUUCUCUUUAAUUGGAGAGAUUAUAACAGGAAAGGGUGCUCUAGCACAGUUGAACAUUGAGACUGGAGUCCCUCUGAAUGAACUUGAACCACUGGUGUUGUUCAAUGUUGCCUUCUUCCUCUUUGCUGCAUUGAAUCCUGGUUCUGGUAAGUUUUUCUUAACAGAUGCAGAUGAAGAGUAGGGGAGAGAACAUUUUGGUUAAGUUUGUGAUCAUAAUGAUGAAGGGGAGAAAUCAAAUUGUGGUGUUUUUAAGAAAUACAUUUGUUUGUAGUCGUUGAAGUUAAAUACUUUCUAAGAUUUGAGUUCUUUCCUAUUUUCAAUUGCACUAGUCCCUUUAUUCAUGGGAUGUUUGGUA